AGAAAUAUGAACAGCCCAGUGAGGAAACACUUCAGCUUCAGUUGUCAUUCAACAUGGAAUAUAUCGAGGACGUGUGUUUGACAGCGACGGUGAUCUAAACACCCAUAUGGCAAAAAUACAUAGAGUUUAAAUCACGAGAAUGGAGGGAUGUUUAAUUUUCCCAUUCUGGUGGGUAUCCGUAAAUGCAGCAAAUCCGAUGUUGGCAUUGGGGAAGUAGAUGGGGGACCAGUGACUGAAUAAAAGUAGCUGGGAGACAUUUUAUGAGACAAUACUUGACUUCUGGCAUCCAGACUCUGUUGACAAAAAGCAUUCAAUCUCACACGGCUGAGCCAUGGCCGGGUUUCAGAUCCGGAAGUAUCGGGAUGACGAUGCAGAGGCAGUGAAGGAGAUCUUCACCCUUGGGAUGAGCGAGCACGUGCCCUCGGCCUUCAUGCACGUCCUGAAACAGCCGCUCACCCAGAUGGUGCUCAUGUGCCUGUUCUGCGCUCUCGUGACCAGCUCCAAGUCCUUCCUGCUGCCCAUCCUGGCCGUCACUCUGUUCCUAGCCGGGAUCCGGCAGUUUGUCAUCUACAUGUUCAACAGCUACAUCGACAUCUCGCUCAGGAAGGACGUCAGCAAGAUCAGCGAGGCCUACCUGAAGCAGAAGGACUCUGGUUUUUGGGUGGCUGACGUUGAGGGUCGGGUGGUUGGCAUGGUGGGGUGCUUUCCUAGUCAGGACGCGCCUGGCUGCUUGGAGCUGAAACGCAUGUCUAUACGCCGCGGUCACCGUGGAAUGGGCAUCGCCAAGGCGUUGUGUCGGACGGUGGCCGGUUUUACUCGGGACAGGGGUUAUGCAGCGGUCGUCCUGCAAACCUCUGUGGUGCAGACAGACGCUCAGAAGCUGUACGAGCACAUGGGCUACAAGAAGACCCGAGAGGUUGUUAUUCCUGAGCUCGCUGCCAAGAUCACGAACUUCACUCUGUUUGAGUACAGGCUCGAUUUACAGAGAGAUGGGGGAAAUGACUGAGUGGUCUGGAUGUGAGACUCCUCCAGUUUAUAGGCUAAUGUUUUCCCAGCAUGCAUUACAAUGCACUCAGGACAGCUGGUCAGAUGACAGUAUUAACACGAGGAACAACACCUGCUGUUAAAGAGUAGGCAUGAUUCCUCUCGUUACCAUCUCACACACGCACAGAACAG
Molecule: messenger RNA, 1176 nt
Organism: Etheostoma cragini (Arkansas darter)
Lineage: Eukaryota; Metazoa; Chordata; Actinopteri; Perciformes; Percidae
Gene: nat8
Product: N-acetyltransferase 8
Exons: 2
Coding region: 332-1006 (224 amino acids)
Molecular function (GO): N-acetyltransferase activity
Source: RefSeq, a predicted model, not a curated record